Cladocopium goreaui is the source of this 5374-nucleotide messenger RNA. The record is from the annotation of a GenBank genome assembly. Lineage: Eukaryota; Dinophyceae; Suessiales; Symbiodiniaceae.
UUCUUUCCCAUGCUGCGACUGGUUGCAUGGCGGGGCUACCAUUGCCAUGAGCGACAAGUUAUGCCGCAUUCGCUGGGGACAGGUGCGAAGAGGACUUGCCCUCUGCCUGCUGGGAGUCUGGCAGUCUGGAUUCAACUUCAUCGACCCUGGCCAUGUGCCUUCAGCCCGUGUGGCUGGCCAAACGGCCUUGGGUGCCGAGCGGGCGAAGAACGUGCCGCGCUGGCUCUCAGAGCUACAAGAUGAGGGACUCAUCGAAGAGCCAGAUGCCAACAUGUGUGUAGUGCUCGCCUGUGAUGCGGCGAAGCGCAACGAUUGGAGCGCAGGAGAGCAAUGGCUCCGCCGCGCGUGGGGCAAUUCCUCGACACCGGACGCGUCUUCGGUGAAGAUGCUGUGGGAAGUGGUGGGACAAUACGUCCCUCUUUCUGUAGCUGAGCGCUGGCUGUCCCUUACUGCCGUGGCGCCGCAAAUGCCCUAUGUGGCGACGGCCUUGUUGCGUGCUGCUUCCAGGGGAUGUGACCUGGACACAGCGGAGAAGUGGUUCCAGGCCAUGCAGUCCUCAGAUCCGGCUCUAGCCGUGGAUCAGUCGUUGUGUUUGAGACUGCUCAGCUGUUCAUUGCAGAGUGGCAACACCUCCCUGGCGGAAGAGUGGAUCAAGAGAGCGGUGAAGGCUGGUGCGAAGACAUCGGAGAUCACCAUGCGAAUCAUGAAGGACAGCGCCGCCCGCCGUGCCUUCGAAGCCAUGAUUCGACAAACGGCCGAAGCCACUGACCUGGCUGCUGCGCGCAGGUGGUACGAUCAGGCUGUGGCAGCUGGGCUGUAUCCAUCGCCUCGGACGUUUGCAGCUUUGUUGGAAGCUGCCUUAAACGCAGAUGAUUCGACAGCUGCAGAUUACUGGUAUCAAGGAGUCGUGGCCACUCCGGGCCAACCUGCUGUUGUGUCCUUCAAUUUGCUGCUGGAUGUUGCUGCACGAAAAGGCCGAGUCAAACUGCUGAGACAAUGGUUUUCCAAAAUGCAAGAGCUGGUCAUCGAGCCUAACCCUGAGACAUUUCGCACAUUGAUCAUGGGCACUGUGAAGAGCGCGGAAGGGGACCUCGAAACAGCGGAGAGUUGGUACCAACAAGCGCUCGAGGCUGGCUUUCGGCUUAGUGCAGGGGAUUUUGAAGAGAUGAUCGAUGCAGCCUUGGUGCGGAAUGAUGUUGAAUCCGCUGCUUUUUGGUAUAAAAAGUCUGCUGACGAGCUCACAUUGCCCACUGAAGUCUUUAACCAACUCUUGUCGAGAGCUGCCCAACUGGAAGGAUUUUCCAUGGCAGCGUCGCUCUUCGCUGAGUUUGGUGUUGGCAUCACACCGAAUGUCGAGACAUUCAACACCAUGAUGCUUGCGGCUGCCAGAAACGGUGACACGGCUGCGGCGGAGAUUUGGUACACAAGGGCGCAAGGUGCCGGUUGCAAGCCGGAUGAGCUGACGUACCAGGCUCUCAUCAACGCAGCUUCGAAGAGGGGAGACCUGGCGGCGGCUGAAGCUUGGCUGAGGCAAGCAGAAGAGGUUGGCAUCAAGCCAACUCUGAAGAUGCUGAAUUCUCUGAUGGCAGCAGCCUCCAGGGAUGGCGACUUUCAACUUGCCAGUGGAUGGUUCCACCGGAUGGAGGGCUUUAAUCUUCAACCAGAUGUGGUGUCCUACACCACUAUCAUCAGCGCAGCCGCCAAGUCGGGGAAUCUCGCAGUGGCAGAGCAAUGGUUCCAGGCUGCAGUAGCACAAGGAAUCGCUCCCAACGUAGUCACGUUCACAUCCCUCAUUGAUGCAGCGGUGCGGAGCGAAAAUGACGAAGCCGCGCGGCAUUGGUAUGAGACAGCGCUGAAAGCUGGUGUCCAGCCCACCAUCCGCACCUUCAACACCCUGAUGAGCGGUCCUGCCAGGCAAGGGGAUGUGCCAUCUGCAGAGAAGUGGUUUCGUGCUGCCCGUUUCAUGGGAGCGAUCCCAGACCGGGUGACCUACAACACGCUGAUGAACGCUGCGGCUCGCGCGGGUGAUUUGGCAUCAGCAGAGAGUUGGUAUGAGAAAGCCUUGGGUGCUCGUGUCGACCCCAACGUGGUGACCUUCACCACCCUGAUCUCCGCUGCGGCCAACCAGGGACGCCAGGGACGCUUAGAGGAGGCGGAAGCAUGGUUUUGCAAAGCCACGCAGAAGCGCGGACCUGGCAUUCGACCUAAUGUGGCCAUGUACAAUGCGCUCCUAAGUGUGGCAGCCAAGAGCACGGGCGAUGCAGCAGAGAAAUGGCUUCGACAUAUGGAGGAGAAUGGCAUCCUGGCAGACAAGCGGACCUUCGGCAUUUUGAUCGAUGCCUGCGCCAAGAGAGGCGAUCUGGACACCGCGGAUUUCUGGUUACAACGCGCGGAACUGGCAGGCAAGAAGCACGAUGCCAUCACCUUCCGAGCAUUGCUGAAUGCUGCCGCGAAACAAGGCAAUACGACUUUGGCCGAAUCCUGGUACUCAAAGGCUUUGGAGCACAAGAGGCAGCCAGACAUUGGAACGUUCAACAACCUCCUUCAAGCUGCUGUUCGCCGCAGCGGCAUCCGGGCCGUUCGGCCCUGGUAUGAUCGAGCAAUAGCCUCUCAGGCCUUGCCAGAUGAAACCACUUUCAGCAUCGCUGUGCAUGCUGCUGCGCGAGCCCACAACUUCACUUUGGUGGUGGAGUGGCUACGUGAGGCUUCCCAGCAAGGUGUUGAGGUGGAGCGUAUUGCUUCUCGGGUUUUGGCCAAGGAGGUGGCUCAGAGAGCGUUCCGUGCCAUGAUCCAGAAGGCUGCCAAUGAUGGUGAUCAUGUCGCAGCUCAGCAGUGGGCGGAGACGCUGGCCACAAGCUAUUCGACUGAUUUUACCGCUUUCCUCAAGAGUUGCAAUCUGAAAAAAUCUUUGGAACGGCUUAGGCGGGCCAUGCAAUCUGACACGCAACCGCUGGAAAGCGCGCCGCUGGACGGCGGGCAGUCGCCUGCUGAACCGCAGAAAACAAGGGCGCAGAUGAGCCAAGUGUUUGAAGAACAAGGCACAAGGGUUGCAGCUGACCAGCCACGGGUCGGACAGGUGCCGGUGCGACAGCUGAUACCCAUGGAUAUCCUGGUGGAGGUCGGCGAAACGACGCAGCUGAUUCCGGGGCAGGAGGAAGCGGCGGUAACAUCCAAGGAGAUCGAGAGUGAUAAGAUCCCCUGGCAGGUUGGGGCUGAGAAUCCGAUCCCAGAGGAGAUGGCCAAGUCCCUACGCGUCAUGGAACGCAUCGUGUCCCAGAACGUCUUCCAUCGCCAACACAUGAUCUAUCGGAACUAUCCAACUCUGGAGGAGUUGGCCCGUUUAGACGAGAUUCGGAUGGAAGAAGCGUUGGGAGGCACCUCAGGCUUCGAGGCUGCCAUGGAAGCAGUGGCAGAGGACAGCAGCCAUGCUAACCCAUGCUAUUACCUUGCCAUGGGGAGCGCCGAUAUGCCGGAUAUGGGAGAUGAAAUGGGUGAUGACCUGGUCGAGGAUGUCGCUGAAGGGGAGGAUGUGGACAAGCCAGCCUUGCAGGACCUCUUCUGCUUCGACGCGCCGCAGUUGACGCAAGGGAUGACUGUGACCUGCGCCGAGUGGAACAGCAACAACAAGGACCUGUUGGCAGUUUCCUAUGGUGACACGGCGCCGGUGCCAAUCAAUCCAGGCGGCUUGGUCCUGUUUUGGUCCUUGAAGAACCCCACAUACCCUGAGAGGGUCAUCCGAACCAGACAGGGGGUCACGACCCUUCAUUUCUCUUCCAUCCACCCGAACAUGGUGGCCGCUGGAGCUCACGAUGGUUCAGUGAUGAUUUGGGACCUGCGCCGGCCGUCAGAUGCUCCUGUCCUGCGGAGUGGCUCAUCAGUGUCGUCGCACAACGACCAAAAGCACACGGACAUCGUGUGGGAGACCAGAUGGGUGGACCAAGGGCCUGAUAAGCAGCCGGGACCUUGGGAGCCGAUUUGGUCGAAGUUCAGCGUUGAUCCCUCCUUGGAGGCCAAGAUGCAUCAGUACCAGAUCGUGGGUCGAGCUGCGCCAACCAACAAGAAUCCAACACCCAAGAUCUACCGGAUGCGUAUCUUCGCGCGCAACGUGGUUUUGGCCAAGUCCCGCUUUUGGUAUUUCAUGAAGAGGUUGAACAAGGCGAAGAAGAGCGGCGGUGAGUUGUUGGCGGUCAAUGAGCUCUUCGACACGUCACCAACGAAGGUCAAGAACUAUGGCAUUUGGCUCCGGUAUGACAGCCGAACCAACACCCACAACAUGUACAAGGAGUUCCGCAACAUCAACAUCAACGGGGCCGUGGGACAGCUCUACCAGGAAAUGGCUGGCCGCCAUCGUGCAGACCCUGGAUCCAUCCAGAUCAUCCACGCCGCCACCGUGAGCGAUGAGAAUUGCCGGCGUGAACACGUCCUGGAGAUGCACGACAAGGGGCUGAAGUUCCCCAUCGUCCGGCCGGCACCUAAGCAACGAGAGCAACAAGAAGCGCAGGCGUCUGCAGCGGACCAGGUUUGGCACUUUUCACCACCACAGAGCUACCUGCGCCAUGCAGGGGUCGUCUCGAAAAUGGCUGCAGCUGGUUACAGCUGGGGGGCUAUCGGGCCUCCAGAGCUGUUGGUCUCGGUGAGUAGCGAUGGGAAUGUCCUCCAAUGGUCGCUGAAGAAAGGCUUGGAGCAAAUGUUGCUGAUGCCUUUGAAGAGAAUUCCGAAUCCCUACCUCGGUGCGAACUGCGUGUACAAACACAAAGAGGGAAUUGUCUCCCGAAAGAGUAGCGGAUUCUGUAUUGACUUCCCAAGGCAUGAUCCAUCCACCUACCUGGUGGGCACUGAGGAUGGUCUGGUGCACCGAUGCUCCACGUCCUACAAUGAGCAAUUCCUGGAUACCUACUACGGCCACUCUGGCCCCGUCUACAGAGUCCGAUGCAAUCCAUUCAUGUCCCACGCGUUCCUGACAUGCUCGGCCGACUGGACUAUGAAACUCUGGACCACGAAACCGCCACAUGGUCAUCCACCUGAGACGCCAUUGUUGACCUUCCAAUCAACAGACCUCUAUGAUGCGGUAAACGAUGUGGUUUGGGCGCCACAAAACUCAACAUCCUUUGCAGCGGCGAUGGACGAUGGCCGCAUUGAGUUGUGGGAUCUUGCGGAGAAACCGCUCGAUCCAAUUGUGGUGCACUACCCACAGGCUGAGAAGCCACAAAGGAGACGCACCUGUGUCCGCUUCUCCCCCAACUCACCAGUGCUGGUGGCUGGGGAUGAUCAAGGCAGCGUCGAUGUGAUGAGGAUGUACAACACCAACCAGUCCUACUACUCGGACCAGGAGCAGCAGGAUCGACUAGCGGCAGUCAUGGUGAAAAAGAGGUAG